Zychaea mexicana is the source of this 360-nucleotide messenger RNA. RefSeq lists its product as uncharacterized. The transcript has a single exon. The coding region runs from base 1 to 360 and encodes 119 amino acids. The record is from RefSeq and is a predicted model, not a curated record. Lineage: Eukaryota; Fungi; Mucoromycota; Mucoromycetes; Mucorales; Lichtheimiaceae.
AUGCCCACUCGUGCUUCGACGUCCAAAAAAUUGUCACCAUCGCCAACGCGAUUAAGAAACCAACAAUUGCCGCGACGACGAAAACAACAGCACACAUCAACGUCUUCUGCUCCAUUACAGCAGCGACAGGAUAGUCAUUCGAAAAACCAGCAACAGCAGCAGAUGGUGUCAUCAUCAAAGUCUGUAGCUGCUGCUCCUCCUCUUCCUCCUCAUCCUGUCAGCUUGAAAGAACCUUUUCAAAGUCGAAAUCCAGCGCCAGAAGGAAAAUCAACAGGUGGACUUAAAUUGGAUUUGAAUCUGGACGUCGAGGUGCAAGUCAAUGCCCGGGUUCACGGUGAUCUUACGCUGGCUAUAUUUUAA